Messenger RNA from Zingiber officinale, 2868 nucleotides. RefSeq lists its product as uncharacterized. Lineage: Eukaryota; Viridiplantae; Streptophyta; Magnoliopsida; Zingiberales; Zingiberaceae. The transcript is spliced from 3 exons. The record is from RefSeq and is a predicted model, not a curated record. Bases 1 to 2868 code for a protein of 955 amino acids. Gene Ontology annotation, molecular function: zinc ion binding; nucleic acid binding.
AUGAAGAAAACUAUGAAGCAGGGUGCUCUCAAUGGCAAGGGGAAGGGGACAGAGCUAUUCAGGCCAUGGUGCAAAGGUAUAAGACGUGGUCGAUCGGUAGCCGGUGCUCGUCGGGGUCCGGGACGACCACGGAAACAACCCAUUGAGGCUGAGGAACCAGAACCAGUGACUCAGGAGGCGGAUUCUUCUAGGGAUCCAACUGAUGUAGAGAAGGGGAUUCCCUCCGGGAUACCAUCAGCAUUUCCUACUCCUGCUACUACUGACUGGAUGAGGGAUAGAGCGCGUAUACCACUGUUGGGAAAGUCCGUCAAGGACAGGGUUACUCUAUACCAGGGUGGAGCAGACCCCUGGGAUGCUCGUAGCUGGUUGAAGAAUUUGGAAAGCACUUUCGGAUACAUGAGUUGUUCAGACGAAGAGAAAGUGGAAUUAGCUACGUAUCAUCUCCGGGAUCAGGCAGUUACAUGGUGGGAGAUGCAGAAGACAAUCUUUGGGGAACAGCGCAUCACAUGGGUGAUGUUCCGGGAUGCUUUUGAGCGGCAGUAUUUUCCAGCCACAUUCUGUUUAGCUCGACGCCAGGAAUUCCUGAAUAUCAAGCAGGGUGAUCGAUCGGUGAUGGAGUACAACGCUGAAUUCUGUAGAUUGGCUGAGUUUUGCCCUCAUUUGGUGGCACAGGAUUAUGACCGGAUGCAGCAGUUCACCCAGGGUUUAGCAGCAUAUAUUCGUCUUAGGAUGUCAAGAUUUCCAUGUAGCUCCUACCGAGAAGUUUUGGAUCGUGCACUGUUUAUCGAGAUGACUCAGCAGCAGGUAAAUCAGGAGAAAGGCCAUGAUAAGCAGUCGUCACAAAAGAGAGGGCACCAUGGUCAGAGUUCACAGGCUACCACGGGAGGAUCUUCUCGGCCGCAGAAGUCAGGACGGACAUCUGAUGGAACAUCUCGUCCUUCUCAGCAUGGUUGGAAGAAAGAUAAAACGGGAUCCAGAUGUUACCAGUGUGGCUCCAAGAGCCAUACCAAAUUUCAUUGCCCCUUGGAUCAUCCCAUUUGUUAUUAUUUCAAACAACCAGGGCAUGAGAGUCGGGAUUGUACGUUGAAGGCACAGUUGGAGGCUACUAAGGGUACAUCACAGGGGGGACAGCCCUCACAGACACGACCACAGAAAGGAUCACAGAAGAGUCAGGGUGCCCCACGUCAGCAGCAACUACCGUCUUCUCAGGGACAGAUAUAUCAUAUUCAGGGUCAGGAACCAGCAACUACACAGUAUUCUGCUGUGACGUCUUCUCAUCAGGCCCUUCCAGUACAGCCAGAUUUUCAUCCACCUCAGCUUUAUCCAGCAUAUCAGCCUCAGUCUCAGUAUCAGCAGUCGGUUCCCACACCUAAGAUGCCAGCGCAGACCACUUCAGGGAUACCACAGCCGAGCUUAGAGGUGGGUCGUGUUUAUGCUAUUACACGGGAGGAGGCACAGCGAGCUGAGGGAUCGGUUUUCCGAGGUACUAUUUUAGUGUAUACUGUUACUGCAGAUUUAUUGAUAGACACUGGUAGUUCCCAUUCAUUCAUAUCUCGAGUAUUUCUUGGUAAAAUCGGGAGAUUGCCUAGUCGUCGGACACACAGGCUGACAGUAUCUCUACCAUCUGGCGAGGUACUAAGUAUUAGUCUGGAAGUCAAAGGAUGUCCUUUAGACUUCAAGGGUCAGACUAUUAUGGUGGAUCUGCAGGUAUUAGAGAUGGUGGAAUUUGACAUUAUAUUGGGCAUGGAUUGGCUGGCCAUGAACCAUGCCACAGUUGACUGCAGAGCGAGAGUAGUCACAUUCCGACCUCCCAGUCUACCAUCGUGGACAUUCAUCGGAACCAGGGGUGAUGGGAUAUCAGUUAUAUCAGCAAUGCAAGCGAGGAGAUUAUUGUCGCAGGGUUGUCAGGGAUAUUUGUUGUCCAUGGUUAAAGCUGAUACGGAUGCAUUACCACGACUCUCGGACGUUCCUAUUGUUCGAGAAUUUUCAGAUGUAUUCCCUGACGAACUCCCCGGGUUGCCUCUAAAAAGGCAAGUCGAGUUUAUGAUUGAGUUGGUUCCGGGAACCGUACCGGUAUCCAAGACCCCCUAUCGCAUGGCACCAAAGGAGUUGGAGGAGCUGAAGGUUCAGUUGCAGGAGCUGUUGGACAGAGGAUUUAUCCGUCCUAGUGUUUCUCUGUGGGGAGCACCAGUACUCUUCGUUAAGAAGAAUGAUGGAUCACUGAGAUUAUGUAUUGAUUACCGACAGUUAAAUGCGGUCACUAUCAAGAACAAAUAUUCACUGCCACGUAUAGAGGAUUUAUUUGAUCAGCUGAAGGAUACUUGUGUAUAUUCAAAGAUUGAUUUACGCUCAGGCUAUCAUCAGCUCAGGGUUGGAGAUGCGGACAUUCCGAAGAUAGCAUUUCGCACUCAUUAUGGUCAUUACGAGUUCUUGGUAAUGCCAUUUGGGCUUACCAAUGCCCCAGCAGUGUUUAUGGAUCUGAUGAACAGAGUGUUCCUUGAGUACUUAGAUCAGUUCGUCAUUGUGUUCAUUGACGAUAUUCUGAUAUAUUCUCAAUCUGAGGAGGAACACAUGCGACAUCUUCGCAUAGUUUUGGAGACGCUUCGGCGAGAACACCUCUAUGCGAAGUUUAGUAAAUGCGCCUUUUGGCUACCUUCGGUGGGUUUUCUUGGACAUGUUGUCUCCAGCAAAGGUAUAUCUGUAGAUCCACAGAAGAUUGAGGCCAUCACUAGUUGGGAGAAGCCGAAGACAGUACAGGAGAUUCGUAGCUUCUUGGGAUUAGCUGGGUAUUAUCAGAGAUUUGUUGAGGGCUUUUUCCAGCAUAGCCUUGCCAUUGACACGAUUGACCCGGAAGGGAGAGAAGUUUAG